CACGUACAAUUUUCAUCUUUUUCUACGAAAAAAAAUAAGUUAAUAAUAAAAAAAAAAGGCGUCAAACGCAAGACUAUCAAACGCAGCGCAUUUUGGCCCAAUCGCUUAUCCAAAAUUUUCAAGUUCCAUUUGCAAAAACAAUUUUUAUAUGUGUGAGUGCCGCUGCUCACCUUGAAUCCGUAGUCGUUGGCUGUUUCCCCCUUCGAACGCGUCUACGUAUAUAAGAUAUUGACCCUGUGAACAAAUGACCACCGCCGCCUCCACAUCGCAAAAUGCGUCGUCGACGUUGAUGGCUGCUGGUGGAGCCGGUGGCGCGGGCUCUACGACAACAACAACGUUGACGACGACACCCAGCAGCUCGGCCGUGCGUGCCCUGGCCAUGGAGUACAAGUCGCUUCAGGAGGAACCAGUCGAAGGAUUUCGCGUUAAGCUAAUGAACGAUGAUAAUCUGUUUGAGUGGGAGGUGGCCAUCUUUGGGCCGCCAGAUACACUAUAUCAAGGUGGCUAUUUCAAGGCGCACAUGAAAUUUCCACACGAUUACCCGUACUCGCCGCCAUCCAUACGCUUCCUCACCAAGGUAUGGCAUCCGAAUGUAUACGAAAACGGCGAUCUCUGCAUAUCCAUACUGCAUCCGCCUGUUGAUGAUCCCCAAAGCGGCGAGCUUCCCUGCGAACGCUGGAAUCCUACACAGAAUGUGCGUACCAUUCUUCUCUCGGUUAUUUCGCUCCUUAACGAGCCCAAUACAUACUCGCCAGCCAACGUGGAUGCUUCGGUGAUGUAUCGCCGAUGGCGGGAUUCCCAGGGCAAGGACAACGAAUAUCCGAACAUAAUACGCAAACAGGCACUGGCCGCCAAUGCGGAAGCCAAGCGCGAAGGUAUUGUGGUGCCUAUGACACUGGAGGACUAUUGCCUGAAGCCCACGGUCAAGCCCAGCACAGAGUCCGGCCUAGAUGCAAAUUUCUAUGAUGAUGAUUUUGAUUUGGAGACCGAAGAUUUGCCAACAGACUCGGAUGAGGAGGAUGAUGAGGAUGAGGACGAUGAAGAUGAUGAUGAAGAGGGCAACGGGGAUAGUGCACCAAUUAGCAAAAAUAAUGGCAAUACAAAGUGCACGAACAACGGUUUGUCGGCAAAAUCAGCUGCUGCUUCUGCAACAGAUGAUGCCGAGUCCGCUGAUGACAGCGGUAAGGGAGAGACUACAUAAUGCAGAUAAACACGCUCCACCUUCACUCUGCUCCUGCCCUAGGCGUCUGCGUAGCAUUUAAAUGAAGAUGAUACUAAGUGUGAAAAGAAACGAAUCGAGCUGCUUGAAGACGCCCCCUAAGGCCAAUCGCUGGUUUAUCAUUUCUCUCAACACAAUUAUUAUUUUUUUACCAUAAAUUAUGUACAAUUGUAAAACUGAAA
Molecule: messenger RNA, 1401 nt
Organism: Drosophila virilis
Lineage: Eukaryota; Metazoa; Arthropoda; Insecta; Diptera; Drosophilidae
Product: ubiquitin-conjugating enzyme E2 R2
Biological process (GO): ubiquitin-dependent protein catabolic process; protein polyubiquitination
Molecular function (GO): ubiquitin conjugating enzyme activity
Source: RefSeq, a predicted model, not a curated record